CGUAACAGUCAGACGCGGGGCACUUGCGGAAGACUAAGUCAAGGAAGACUAAGUCAAGGAGCACCUUAGCUCAAGGCACAGCGCAUGGGACUCCUCGUUGUGGGCGAGGUCCCUAAGGUAGGAAAUAAGCCUAGCAUCGGCCGGGAGUCUUCAUUCCCGUCUUGUCUACGGCUCCGCCACCCGUUGCAAGCCUCUUUGGCCAUGGCCGCCCAUACAACGGCCUAGACAAUGCAUCCUCGUCGCCAUCACAUCGCCAUCACAUCGCCGCCAAGAUCGGCUCGGGAACAGCCACCAACAGACGCGCUGACGCCAUACCCGCCGCGCUGUUACCGUCACCACCCUCCCCAUCGUCGUCGUUCUCACACGCAUCGUCAGUUCGACCACAGCAGCAGCAGCAGCAGCAGCAGCAGCCAGAGCCAGGGCGUGAUCCCCACCGGCCCAUUUGUCCAAUGCCCACGCCCACGCUCACGCUCACGCUGCCGCCCUCUCGUCACCACCACCACCACCACAACCACUGACGUUGCGAGCCCGCCCUCCCACCAACAGCCAGCAGAGUCCCAACUCGGGGUGUCUUGCCUCGCGCUUGCGGCAAUCAAUGAGAUCGUAGCGGCCCUUUGCUUUUUUGCACAAGACGACGGCGUUCUAAUUAUGGAGAUGGAUGCGUUUGGUUUGUCACAGUACAGGGUCGUCACUCAUGGUCGUUCUCGCUGACAAGCCAGCCACCUUUGCGACGGUACGGAGUACACCACCCCGUGCUCCCUCUCCGGGCGGGCAAUCACCCAGAGAGCAACGGGCAGUGAUGAAGGCGCCUGUUUGCCACAGCCGAAGCCCAUUCUUUGCCGCCCAGGCGCCCCGGACCAGGUACCGUUCCUUGGGGGCUUG
Messenger RNA from Ilyonectria robusta, 882 nucleotides. RefSeq lists its product as uncharacterized. Bases 229 to 711 code for a protein of 160 amino acids. The transcript has a single exon. NCBI's taxonomy places the organism in Eukaryota, Fungi, Ascomycota, Sordariomycetes, Hypocreales, Nectriaceae. The record is from RefSeq and is a predicted model, not a curated record.